Messenger RNA from Capsella rubella, 1863 nucleotides. Its product is annotated as inactive beta-amylase 9. Gene Ontology annotation, molecular function: beta-amylase activity. The transcript has 3 exons. The record is from RefSeq and is a predicted model, not a curated record. Gene Ontology annotation, biological process: polysaccharide catabolic process. Lineage: Eukaryota; Viridiplantae; Streptophyta; Magnoliopsida; Brassicales; Brassicaceae. The coding region runs from base 175 to 1773 and encodes 532 amino acids.
CUCCGAAACAACCAACACCUAAAAAAAAAAAAGUGAGUUCUUUCUUUUGAGUCAAAACGCGUCUUUGUUUUUUGCGAUUUAUCGUAAUCCAUUUCUAUCUUCUGCUACAAGUUCGGGUCUUUUGGUUUGUGGUAUCGAUUCUUUUGGUUGUUUUUGAACUUUUGAUAUUGAGAAAUGGAAGUUUCAGUGAUUGGCAACUCUCAAACGAGAAUCUUCAGGGGAGCUGAAUUAGCUUACAAAGAGCUCGGAUUCAGGUUUGGGUCCGUUGUAAUCUCAGGCGAAUCGAGAAAUAAGGUUACUUUCUUGAGCCAAAGCUCGAGAUUGAAGGAUUUCUCCAUCCGGUGCUCUCCCAGAUCUGUCAAAUGCGAAGCCAUCGUCUCCGAUGGAGUCCCUUUUCUUAACUCCACUCCUAAAUCUAGAUCGCUCGAUAGCGUAAAAUUAUUCGUUGGGCUUCCACUAGAUACAGUUUCAGGCUGCAACAAUGUGAACCACUUGAAAGCCAUCACUGCUGGGCUCAAAGCUUUGAAGCUACUCGGUGUUGAAGGCAUUGAGUUACCAAUCUUCUGGGGAGUCGUUGAGAAAGAAGCUUCCGGGAAAUAUGAUUGGUCAGGCUACUUGGCAGUUGCAGAGAUUGUUAAGAAGGUCGGACUCAAGCUCCACGCUUCGCUCUCUUUCCACGGAUCGAAACAAACGGAUAUUGGUCUCCCUGACUGGGUGGCUGAGAUCGGCGAAGCUGUACCAGGGGUCUAUUUUACAGACAGAUAUGGACAACAGUACAAAGAUUGUUUGUCGUUUGCAGUUGAUGAUGUUCCUGUUCUUGAUGGUAAGACACCUAUGGAGGUUUACAGAGGUUUCUGUGAGAGCUUCAAGACUGUUUUCUCAGAUUAUAUGGGCAACACUAUCACGGGAAUCACAUUAGGUUUGGGACCAGAUGGUGAGCUAAGAUACCCUUCUCACCAACACGAUGCCAAGCGCUCUGGCGCAGGAGAAUUCCAGUGUUAUGACAAACACAUGCUCUCCGCUCUCAAAAGCUACGCCGAAUCCUCAGGAAACCCUCUAUGGGGACUUGGUGGUCCACAUGAUGCUCCUGCUUAUGAUCAACAGCCUCAUUCCUCUGCCUUCUUCUCAGAUGGCGGGUCCUGGGAAACUCAGUACGGUGAAUUCUUCUUGUCUUGGUACUCGUCUCUUCUCACCUCCCAUGCAGACCGUGUCCUCUCUGUUGCUUCAUCUGCAUUUAGCGGGAUUGGAGUGCCUCUAUGUGGGAAGCUACCUCUCCUACACCAAUGGAACAAGCUAAGAUCUCAGCCUUCUGAGUUAACAGCUGGAUUCUACAGCCCUAAUGGUCAAGACAGGUACGAAGCCAUCACAGAGAUCUUCGCAAAGAACUCUUGUAGAAUGAUAAUACCGGGAAUGGAUCUAUCCGACGAGCAUCAGUCACCUCUCUCGAGCCCCGAGUCAUUACUCGCCCACCUCAAAACAUCCUGCAAGAAACAAGGAGUGGUUGUUUCAGGGCAAAACUCAUCCGCCCCGGCUCCUGGUGGGUUCGAGAGAAUCGUUGAGAAUCUGAAGGAUGAGAAUGCAGGAAUUGAUCUGUUCACUUACCAGAGAAUGGGAGCCCUUUUCUUCUCCCCAGAGCAUUUCCAUGAUUUCACAGUCUUUGUCCGGAACCUGAGCCAAUUCGAGUUGUCCUCAGACGAUCAAGCAGCAGAGGUUGAAACCAACACAGUGAACAUAGGUUCGGGUACUGGUGCACCUAGUUUGCAAGCCGCUUGAUGAAGAUGCAAUAUGUAAAUAAAAGAAUAGUCUCAUGUUGUUUUAGCAUUUAUAUAGAUUUUGUCCUUACUGUAAAAUUAUUUGCCACCA